GCGCGCCACUCCUAAAACCCUGAAUCUAAAACCCUUCAAUCGUUUUGCUCUCAAAUUCCAUGUCGCAGUUCAACGUCGCAACCACCAGACUCCUCUCCCUCCUACCCAACUGCUCCUCCGCGGCUCACAUCGCCCAAAUCCAAGCCCACCUCAUCACCCAAAACCUGCACUCCAUCACCACCGUCGCCUCCGCCUUCAUCUCCGCCUCUAAAACCCUUAACCUCCUCCACUUAGCCCACCUCCACAUCCUCACCCAGCUCCCAACCCCCCAUGUCUUCACCUGCAACUCCCUCAUCAGAGCCUUCUCUCACUCCCACAUCCCCCACAUCCCUCUCUCCAUCUACACCCACAUGACCAGAACCUCCAUUGCCCCCAACAACUACACCUUCCCUAUUCUCUUCAAGUCCUUGGCCGACUUCCGGGACCUCAGACAAGGCCAAUGCCUGCAUACCCAUGUCGUCAAAUUGGGGCAGUGGAGUGAUAUAUAUGUCUUAAACUCUGCUUUGGAUUUGUAUGCUUCGUGUGGCAGGAUGGACCUGUGUCGAAAGGUGUUUGAUGAAAUGCCUGUGAGAGAUGUUGUGUCAUGGACCGGGUUGAUUAAGGGGUAUAGGAGAUUGGGGAAGUAUGACGAUGCGUUGAUUGCUUUUGAGCAGAUGCAGUAUGCUGGUGUGGCGCCGAAUGCUGUGACGAUGGUGAAUGCUUUGGCUGCGUGUGCGAGCUUUGGGGCGCUGGAGAUGGGGGUGUGGAUUCAUGAGUGUAUAAGGAGGGAGGGGUGGGAGUUGGAUGUGAAAUUGGGGACUGCGUUGAUUGAUAUGUACGGAACAUGUGGGAGAAUUGAGGAGGCUUUGGUUGUUUUCGAUGGGAUGGAAGAGAAGAACACAUUUACUUGGAAUGCACUUAUUAAGGGGUUUGCUCUUGCAAAGAGCGGUGAGGAGGCGGUUUGGUGGUUCGGGAGGAUGGAGCAAGAAAGGUUUGGUGCAGACGAGGUGACUUUGGUGCAAGUGCUUUGUGCUUGUAGUCACUCGGGCUUGGUAGAUGUUGGUAGACAGAUUUUUUGUUCCUUGAUCAAUGGGAAGUAUGGAUUUUUGCCUAGCGUUAAGCAUUAUGCUUGUAUGAUCGACCUCUUGGCUCGUGCCGGUUGUCUUGAAGAGGCUGUCAAAUGCUUGAGAGAAAUGUCUUAUCAGCCUACUAAAGCUAUUUUGGGGUCAUUGCUGGCUGCUGGUCAAACUCAUGGGGACUUGCCAUUGAGCGAGUUUGCAGCUGCAAAGCUUGUUGAACUGGAGCCGGGGAAUAGUGCUUACUAUGUCUUGUUGUCGAAUUUAUAUGCCGAGAUGGGAAGAUGGAAUGAUGUUGAGAAAGUGAGGGCGAUGAUGAAAGAGAGAGACCUUAAGAAAGAAUUGGGUUGUAGCUCGACGGAGCGUGAAUUCUGUAACCAAGUUGAUCAACUAGUAGCGCAAUAAGUGGAUUGCAUUUACGAGCAAAUUAAGCAU
Molecule: messenger RNA, 1490 nt
Organism: Fragaria vesca subsp. vesca
Lineage: Eukaryota; Viridiplantae; Streptophyta; Magnoliopsida; Rosales; Rosaceae
Product: pentatricopeptide repeat-containing protein At2g02980-like
Exons: 1
Coding region: 60-1460 (466 amino acids)
Biological process (GO): RNA modification
Molecular function (GO): protein binding; RNA binding
Source: RefSeq, a predicted model, not a curated record